UGGGUGUCCGUAGAGGUGACGAUGCUGUUGGGACAGGAGUGCGAAUAUCAAGGCAUUGCUGCCAGCUUAUCCAGGACAGCCUCGACAUGGCCAAGAAGAGAAAAAGCUCUGAAGUGAACCCACAGGCUGGGGCCACGGCGAGCAUGGCCCAUGCCUCUACCCUCGCCAAUGAUAGAGCGCAGGCAUUCAACGACCUAUGUCGCGCUGCACAGCUGGGUAUAUCGAUCGAUGGCUCGAAAUCGCCCGGCCAAGGCCUACAAGAGAGAGAGUCAAAACUGUGGUCCGCCUACAAGUUUCUCUCCUGGAAGAAUCCAGGCCAACUGAGCGAGGAGAUUGAAAAUUACCUUUCUAGUCUCGCCUUGACACCUGGCUAUGAAGAUCGCACCAAGAGGUUCGAGUUGCUGUUGGAGCGCCUGACGGACUGCGCCAUCGCGACGCCCAAAACGGACAGAUUCACCAAAUUGGCAAAGGUGGACCUGGAAAUGCCAACGAUUUCCGAACCAACGCAAAUGGACGAGCAUCUACCAGAACCUUCGUCGCCGACUCCAAGCUCUGCCAAGCCAACAGCUCGGUCCAAUUUGAAAUCCACCUUCAGAACCACAAAGGCAGGGGCGAGCAGGUCAUCCUCGUUAGUGGAACCCGUUAUUCAGAAAUCUCUGUCAGCUACAACGCCGCCAGAAAGGACUGCCCCAUCGAUCAAAGAUAGGAACCAGACAACGUUGUCUUUCGCUGCCUUGCCUGGUCAACCAAGUUUAAAACCUGCUACUGCGCCGGUUGUGUCGCGAGAAAAACCCGGCCCGGGGGUCAAUGCGACUACCUCAUUCGCAAGCACGACGGCAAAUACUUCAUUUGGACAAGGUCAUUCGUUCUGGUCCUCUCAGGGUACUCAACAGUCUUUUCGCACUGAUGCCACAUCCUUCAGCGAAGACAUGCCCCCACCUCCACCUUUGCAACGGCGGAGAGACCAGGACUCGAUAGGUGCCUCUUCUUUAGCUUCGAGCACUGCUGCAGAGUGGCUGCACAUUGUCGAGCAGGUCGACGCAUCACAGAACUCGUCUUCUACAGACAAGACUGUACGACCAGCACGACCCGCACUGACAGAAUCUGCCGACUCGUCCGAAUACCUCACCGCUCCUACAUCUCCUCUUGCCGAUCAGGUACUCAGGCCUCGCCGCGCCCCAAUUGAUGUCACCUCAGAUGGCACGUCUGAUGACUUUGGUUCUUCACUUGGUACUAGUACUAUGGCUGAGUGGGAGGACGUUGCAUAUCGGUGCGAUGAGGUUACCGACCACGGUAUGCCAAACGUAGACCAAGUGCCUAGCGAGAUGCAAGCGGAUCACCCAUUUCGCGGUGGCGUGGCUGGUGCACGGCAUCCGGCAGACCAUAUGCUGCCACGACCGCGAGCGGUCUCGAGUUUCAGCAACGUGUUCGUAGACUUGUCUGAUCUUCAAUCCUUCUGCCAGCUAUCAUUUGAUGUACAGUGGGAGGUUGGAAGAGUGCUACAAGCAGGGCGGAUCAGUGCCAGUGCUCUAGACAGGGCAUGGCCCAAACAAAAUAUGCAGACACUCUUGGAACUUCUGGCAGAUCGUGGCAUACCUUACCAAAAGCCGCCUGCCAUCGUAAACCUCAAGCCCUGGGAGACUCUAACCAGGACUGCGAGACUGGAAUGGUCGACUAUGAAAUUUGGCCCAGUGUGCAAACUAGUGCUUUUGACGCUCCGCAGAGACACUUCGUGCAGUCUCCAGCGAAAGCUGGGUGCUGAUAGAGUUCUUUAUGUUGAUAUACCGGAUAUGGUCAAGAUUCCUGCCAUACACAGAGACCGUGACGUGCAGCGUAGCUUUCGCGAGUGGAUAAGCACGCCGAAGGAUAUCCUAGGCCGUAAAUGGCACUUACUGUUCUUGCAGCCGAACAAAAAGAAAACUGUUGGCGAGGGCAGACAUUCUACGUCGGCGUAUCGACUGAUCUUUGUAGCUUCUAGUCCGACAAUGUCAUUGUGCGACAUCGCUCAAUGGUGCUUACCAUACAGUACGAACAAGAAACAAGCCGCACGCAAGGCGUAUAUGAGGAUUGAACUUCUCUUAUCACGGACGAUAUCAGCUACCGUGUUACAGCCUGGCGAGAUUGCACAUGUUCCGGAUCAAGUUGCCACGCGGGAACGUGAUGACCGCAGAUAUGAGGAUCCAAAUCUCUCCCACAGGUUUUAUGAAGAAUACGAUCCAGAGAUGGUUAUGAGUGAUGGCUGCAAUCGAAUGUCGUACUGGAUUGCUUAUCAGUACUCCAAGAAACUCUGCCUGAAGCGGGUGCCCGCGACAUUGCAGAUCCGCGCUGCAGGUGCAAAGGGUCUCUGGUACAUCGACGAGCCUGCGCACGGAGACCCCGAUAUACGCCCUGCUGGACCCCUUCUCAAUCUCGCGCCCAGCCAAGUCAAGGUGCAUCGCGACACAUUCUAUGGCUGUGACGAAGAGACACUGUCGGUCAAUGUCGUCAAAGCUAACCCUGGUGCACGGCCGUCGUUACUACAUAUUGGUUACUUGCCGAUCCUCGUGGACAGAGGAGUGCCCUUGGAAAACAUUCGAACGUUAGUACGCGACCUGGUAACGCGGCAGACCGAUGGAUUUCUUGAGGCGCUUGCAGCAGACGGUUCUUUGAGGUUGAGGCAGUGGAUUGCCAGUCACAACGAAUUUUUCGAAGCGCGAAGGCGAGAAGCCGGUAUUGACUUACUUGCUGGCUUUCCCAAGGCGCUCGAAGAGCGUAUAAUCCAGAUGCUUGAGGCUGGCUUCGCGCCUAAGCAGAACAAGUAUCUUGCCAGCGAGGUCAAGAUGCUCGCCUCAAGCUAUUUCGACUUGAAGAACAAAAACUUCAAAAUUGAGCUGCCAAAGUCCACGACGCUUUGGGGCAUCGCGGAGCCUAAGACCGGGCAUAUGAGAGGUAAAUUAGAUCCAACGGGAAGUCUCAGGCCAGGCGAGGUCUGCGUGUGUUUCGAAGAGCCUUUUGAUGUCGCUGAUGUCGGCACAAGAGUCAAUUUUCUCGAUGACAUCGAUAUACUCGUAGCCCGCAAUCCCGCAAUGGGACCCUCAGAUAUACAGAAAGUGCGCGCCGUGUUCAAGCCGCAACUUGCCAAGUACGCUGGAAAUAUCAUCUUUUCGGCGCGCGGCAUGCGGCCUCUUGCCAACAAGCUCCAAGGUGGCGACUACGACGGCGACGCAUUCUGGUUCACCUGGGAACCGCUCCUCACUGAGCCAUUCAAGAAUGCGCCUGCGCCAUGGAAGCCACCAGAUCCAGAUCAACUUGGUAUUACUAAAGACAAGUACAAGCUGUCUGACCACGUUGACGACCCCAAUUCUGAACAGCAAUGGUGCAGGUAUCUGAGUACUAUGGCCGCGAAGCGCAUGGAUGCCAAUAUGCUUGGUAUCGUGACGCUUUUCCACGAGCGAUUGGUAUAUGCUGGUCUACCGAUUGGUUCGGAGGAGGUAAUGCGCUUUGUGUAUCUGCACGACUAUCUUGUUGAUGCGGACAAGCAAGGUUACGACUUCAGUCAAGCAGACUUUGAUGCGUAUAAAGCUAGUCGACCAUUGCCUCGCAACUUGCCUGAGCCGAAGUACUGGCAAUUCACUCGAUCGCAGGACAAGAAUCAACAGAAGAACGAGAUCCAAGGCCGCCUCGUGGGGCAGGCCCAGACAGCAGCCAGUGCUAUUGACACGAUAUUCUUCGAUGUGGUUCAACCGAUCGUCGAAUCUGCAUUGAUCCGCGCGAGUGUCAUCCUUGAGCCUGCGGCAUCAUACGACCCCGAUCUUGCUGAGUUCUGGAAGGAAACUUUCGAGUCGACCCCUCGUGGUUCAGAAAUGGCGGCCGAAUUGUUGAAGCUCAAAGAUCGUCUUCGCUCCAUCCACGGAGAAUGGUCGUCAGAUGCUAGGAAGUACGAUACCUGGGUAGAGCGCAUUGAGGCACUCCGUGCUAGCUAUGAUGCCAUUCAACCUUCCAACCCACACAAUCCAAUCAUGGUCGAAUUCCUUCGUCGAGUGGGCAGAGGCUUCACGCGCUGGGACGAACUCAAAGCCUCGUGCUUUGCUGCAAAUCAAUUCUAUAGCGUCUCUCGCCCGGGCUUAUUGGUGAUGAGUGUUGCUGGCGCGGAGAUGUGUCACCUGAAGCUCCAGCACACUGAAGAUGCUUCGCGCAGCAUGCUGCUUUCGCAUUACCGCUCCCUGAAGCUCAGGAGGGUCCGUCAAGUUGAUUCUGCUGAUGACUUUGACGAUGGCGAUGGCGAUGGCGAUGCUGUCAUUGCAGUGGGCGAUGCGGCAUACUACUAGUCUCACACGGCGAAUUUCACAAAGUGUGACGAGGCUACCGUUUCCUUCCCUGGAGAUGUGAAGGCUUUCACCUGCCGAAUGAACUAUUACCUUGACUUUAAUACACGAUUUGGACGAUGAUCCGGAACUGGCAGUUCAGAAUGUAGAUAGAGGGAGGAGGAUGACUAGAUGAUUUCGAGAUGUGUUUGGAUUGAUGUUUCAUGAGAGGCAAUAUUGAUACCCAUUUGUUUCUGCUCGGACCGAGAAUUCGACAGUGAAGCAUUGAGACUUGGACACCGUUUUGAAUAAGUGCUGAAGUUGUGAAUUGGACAUUUGCACAGUCUCGAACUACAUGCAGUAGCUGGGCCUUUCUUGCAUCACCUACCUAUACAAGAGAGUCUGACUGCAUGUUAGGUCCUUACUGGAGUGGCGUUGGAUGGAAUUUCUUUAUUUUCAGUACGAUAAGGGUCAGAUGCGAAAGAUUUCCAGGUGAAGAGGACGAGGCGUGCAUGAGAUGGAGUUUGAUGUGGAAUGGUGAAUGACUAAAUGUGCAACAAAGGCCUGACAGGAGAAUGGUAUCAUCAUUUUCUGCUUUCCCGUCUAAUGGUAUCGCUUUUCCCACAUGUCGGUCAUGAACAACAUCCAUCUAACCAUACACUCAUGCAUUGCUCGGCGAGAAUUGCGCAAAAACGGUACAGCUCAGCUAUGCUUGGCCAGAACAUUCGUCUACUUGAAGACCUUGCCAUCAGCCCACUCAUACUCCUUAUCACCAACGAUGAGUGGCUUGUCCCAUGCCCACUGGUCGUUAACAAACUCUUGGUCCUCCUUCUUCUUGGGGUCGAGCUUGGUGAACUCGUAGCUCUCGACAUCUGGGGCGACCUCGAAGGCGGGGAGAGCUUCCUGGCCACGGACAAGGAAGGCACCCUUGAUGAUGCUGUCGUUGGCCUUGCCGUAGACAGACGCAGCACCGAAGAUGUACUUGCGGCUGGCCUCGAGACGAGUCAAGAAGCCACCAACCAAGUUGGAGGUCAUGAAGACCAUGGUGAGCUCGUCGUUGUACUUGUAGUCUACUGUCCACAGGGAGUAUUCCUCAAAGUUGACAUUCUCCCAGAACCAUGGAAGGGCGACCUCGCGGGUCUCCUCGUUGGAGUACUUGCGCUUCCAGUCAUCAAGAACGAAAGUUGGCUUGCCGAGCAGCUCGAGAGGGUGCUUUGGCUUUGGUGCCUCUUUUGGCUCAUCAUCCUCCUCAUCAGCGGCUGGCUUUGGCGCAGCCUUUGGUGCAGGCGCGGCCUUUGGCUUCUCAGCCUUUGGUGCCUUCUCGACCUUUGGUGGGUUGUUGGGAAUGGCCUUCUCGAUGAACUUGAGCUCACCAGCGACAGCCUUGUAAAUAUCCUGGUUGACCACAGUCUCGAACCAUCGGGUGAAGGCUGGGUGUUGUGCGCGCCACUCCUUGUCGAAAAAGUUCUCGAAGCCGCGGUUGGCAAUGCUAGCCAUGAACAAGUCGGCGAGAGUGAGACGUUCGUUAACGAGGAAUGUGUUGACAGUGAGGUGCUCCUCGAGGACCUUGACGUUGGCCUGGGUCGCCUUUUGUGCGUCGUCCACGCUCUUCUUGUUGUAUGGGUCCUUGCCGAUCAGAGGACGGAACCAGGCAGCGAGCUUGGGAAGGAGCUCAGUGUUGGCGAAAGACAUCCAGCGCAGGAUGGAGGCGUAGUCCUGCUUGGUCUUGCCGAGGAGGCUGGUCUUCUCGUUUUGCGAUGUGAGGUAGAUGGCGAUUGCCAUGGCUUCAGUCAGAACGUAACCGUCGGCGCCCUCGAAAGUUGGGACCUUGCCCAGCUUGUUGAGCUUGCGGUAGUCGUCGGUGACAUUGCCGGGCUGGGUGGGCACGAGCUCGACGUCGAGGUCGUUGGCUUUGGCGACGGCGAGGAGGGCGGUGGUGCGAGCAUUGCCCUCGUACGAGUAGAUCUUUCCAAAGGCCAUAAUUGUAGAGGUGAUGUUCGUGUGAGGCGGUGGUCUCAGUGUGCCUUCGUUGGCGAUUAUUUGGGGGCGGAGAGUGGAAGUGGGAGAGGGAGAGAGUG
Molecule: messenger RNA, 6361 nt
Organism: Sphaerulina musiva SO2202
Lineage: Eukaryota; Fungi; Ascomycota; Dothideomycetes; Mycosphaerellales; Mycosphaerellaceae
Exons: 4
Coding region: 87-4307 (1406 amino acids)
Biological process (GO): siRNA processing
Cellular component (GO): nuclear RNA-directed RNA polymerase complex
Molecular function (GO): RNA-directed RNA polymerase activity
Source: RefSeq, a predicted model, not a curated record